AUGUUUGAUCCACUUCAGUCAUCCACCUACAAGAACCAGAAAUGCUCCAGCAACCAACUUUGCUGGUUCAGAUAUUCCUAUGGAGACAAAUCCACCGUAGAAGGGAUUCUAGCCUCCGAGAUGCUCUUGUUUGAUGAUGGUGCCGGCAAUGUCAAGCUUCCAGGAAUUGUCUUUGGUUGCAUUCAUAGUGAAGGCAAUCCUAAUCCUGCCUUGCUUAAAGUUCCUGGCCUUGUUGGCCUCGGCGGUGGUCCUCUCUCGCUUGUUAAUCAGAUUGGCUCUUUUAUUGAUAAGAAAUUUGCUUAUUGUCUUCCUCCCUAUAGCAAUGAAAACAAUUCCCUGGGACAGCUCAAAUUCGGUGAGGAUGCAGAGUUUUCAGGCAAGGAAGAAGUUCAAGAAACUCCGAUGGCACCAGGUGGUUCUCAGGGCAUGUAUUAUGUUCUCAACCUAACUGACAUAAGCGUCAGGGACAGCAGACUCAACAUACAAUUUGGUGGUUCAAAGUUGACUGCAUUGUUGGGAGAUGCCAGAUCGAUCAUCAUAGACUCGGGCACCACACUCACUUUUCUUACUAAAGAUGUGUAUGGUCAAGUAGCAAAUGCGGUGGCUAAUGUCAUAAACCAUGAACACUUCUAUCCUCCUGAGAAAGAUUUACUUUGUUACCAUGUACAAAAUAAUGACUGGAAGCUGCCACCUUCAAACAUCUUUGUAAUGUUUAGAAGUGGAAUCGCGUGCUUAGCCAUUGAAGGCAGAGAUGCCCAUGUUCGGGAAUGCUGCACAGCAGAACAUGCAUGUCAACUUCGGAUGCUGCUUAAUUGUGUUUUAUAUCAAUGGGAAGUCUGA
Molecule: messenger RNA, 840 nt
Organism: Nymphaea colorata (pocket water lily)
Lineage: Eukaryota; Viridiplantae; Streptophyta; Magnoliopsida; Nymphaeales; Nymphaeaceae
Product: aspartic proteinase CDR1-like
Exons: 3
Coding region: 1-840 (279 amino acids)
Cellular component (GO): extracellular region
Source: RefSeq, a predicted model, not a curated record